This is a messenger RNA of Myxozyma melibiosi, 2829 nucleotides long. RefSeq lists its product as uncharacterized. Lineage: Eukaryota; Fungi; Ascomycota; Lipomycetes; Lipomycetales; Lipomycetaceae. The record is from RefSeq and is a predicted model, not a curated record. The transcript has a single exon. Bases 1 to 2829 code for a protein of 942 amino acids.
AUGUCUAAUCCCGACUCGUCCCAGUACACGCCCACCCACGUCUCUUCCUCAUCCUCAUCCUUCUUCGAGCUCAACCGCGGCCACCUUCAUCGUCUGAACCCCGGCAGCGCUUCCCCCCUACUCUACAGCCGCAGCCACACAGCAUCCCCCCUCUCGAGUCCCUAUGCUCUCUCUCCUCGCCGCUCAGACCCUCUUCGCACCCACCGCCUGCGAAACAUUUUCUCCGCCUCGACCCCAUCGCGAACAUUGGGCUACACUGGCUCCCAAUCCACACGCCCAGAAUCCGAGAGCGCGACGAAAUGGAUCCAUUCUCUAAAAUCCAAAGCUCAGCGUGCGCUAGAGGAAGAUCUGCAGUCAGAUCAGGAGUUUCAGGUGCUAAUCGAGGCCGAAGAGCGUCGCACGCAGAAAAUGUUUGAGUUUUCCUCCUCGAUAGUCUCAAACGACGAGACCGAGACUGUCAGAUCGCAAGCAUUUGAGACAUUGGAGAAAGUACUACUUUCUGAGAAAAAGAAGCGCGAGUCAGAGAUAGCCGAGGCAACGGACAGCGUCAAGCGUCAACGACGAGAAGAUCCAGCCGCAGCAGCGUCGCCGGCGGCUCGGCCCGUAACCAGCACUGUCACCCAGCCUUCGCUAUUCAAUCCCUCGCGCUAUGCAGAUAGCGCAUCUUCAUACUCUAGGAAAAAGCAUAGUCCGAUUCGGAUCUACGAGGACCCGCAGUCUCGAUCGGGGUCAGAGUAUAACAGCUACGGAGACAGUGGCCGGUCUGAGGACGACGGCGAGGUUUACGCAGACGAGAACGUCGAUCCUUUGGUUCCUGAGAAUGAAGAAUCGAGAUCGGGAUCUGAGGGAGAUCUCGUGGAUGAGUAUGACGAAGAAGAAAUUGAGGAGGAGUAUGAUGAAGAAGCAGAAGAGCCAGAGCAAGUCAUGCUCUUAGGAGAAGACGAAGAAUCAGAAGCCGAGUCAACUAAAGACUAUCAGAGUCGGUCGAGCGAGAGUGCAGACUAUGAGGAGAACCCUGCAGACAGCGCAGAACGCGAGGAACCGGUAGCAGCAGACACUUACAGCGAGCCGGAAGAAGAUGCUGGAAGUCAAAAUCAUAACCUACUCAGCACUGCACAAUCCCAAGGCGAGAGUGCAGACUACGAGCAAAACCCCGCAGACAGCGCAGAAAGCGAAGAGCUGCUGGCAGCAGACUCAUACAGUGAGCCCGAAGUCGAGAUCGGAAAUCGAGAUCAACCACUUCUCAGCGCCACCGAAUACCAGAAUAUCGCCCGAGCAUUGGCCGUUCAUAAUCCUUCAGUGUUUGACACCGUUGGUCCCGGCGUUAUCGCAGAGUCGACUCCUACAUUUUCUCAAGAAAUUGGUGGUUCGGAAGUACCUCUCGACCCCGCUCUUUUUUCGGUCAGUACCGAGGACCUCAUUUCUCAACCCCCAGUUUUUUCUGAGGGAGCCGAGAAAGAGGAAGAAGAUGAAGAUCGGGUCCAUCAUAACGACUCGGGAGAGGAGAUGUACUCUGAUGAGUUGGAGAACGCGUCGGAUGAAAGUAUGGGAGUUUAUCAAGAUGACGACGAAGGCGAGGAGGAGUAUGAUGAGACAUUCGAGGACGGAAAUAGUGAACGGCGCCGUGAGAGUGCUUUCAUCAACGAGGACGACGAGGCACCUGAUUCCGAGUCGGAUGAAGAGGAGUAUGAAGGGGAAACAAGAGAGGAGUCGGAAGUGGAAGAGGAGGCCGAUGAUGACGGGCCAGGUGCGCAAGGAUCCGAAGGCUCGAGCGAGAUCAGCGACGGUGAAAAAAGUCCAGAGCCUUCUCGUCAGCAUCUCCGGUUCACUGGCAAAACGCGCCCAUCGGCUAUCUCUCUGAUUGAUUCCGUGCGCUACACAACGAGCUACAGGGGUGACUCGGAUGAUAGCGAGGAUGAGGGAGAGGGAGAUGCUGAGGAAGAGGAAAUGGAGGAAGGCGAGGGUGAUGAAGACGAAGAAGGCUACGAAGAGUAUGACGAAGAGGAAGAAGAAGAGAAUAUGCAGCGUGCAAGUAUCAAACAGGCCGGUACCGCCGCCGACGCAAUCACGCUCUCAAGUGACGACGAAGACGAUGUUGCAGCACCAACAGCAACCGGAAACGAUGCCGAAGCCUCGUCUUCCCCCACGUCCGAGUCUGGGUCGUACAGCGGUGAAGAAUCCGACGGCAAUGAAGAGGAUAACGACAGACGACAUGCCGCGGAAUCAUCCGGAUCGAUGUGGACGCCGUCGAUUCCUAAGAGCGGCAGCAGGACGCCGAACGAUACGCCUCUGAAAUUCUCAGGCUUUGAAGAUACAUUUGCACCCGCUGACGAGGAAGAGUCCUCAAGUUCUCAAGAUGAAGCAGAGGAUGGAGAUGUUGAAGACCAAGCUGAAGACGAAGAAGGUGAUCGGGAGAUUGCAAACGAAGAGCUCUCGGAUUAUAGCAACGGCCACGGCGAUGACAGCGACGUCGAAGAACAAAAAGUGCAGCUGGAGGAGAUUCGGAAAGAGCUUGAAGUCGAGCGAGCGGAAGGUGAGCUCGACGACGCACCAGAAGAUCUGUCGGCGCCGGCGAGGUCGGGCAAAGAUGAGGAUGAGGAUGACGAGCCGUUUAUUGAGGAAGAGACGCAGACACCGCUGGUUCAUGAGUCAGAUAGCGACCCUGAUGCGCAUUAUCCGGAGGAGUUUGACGACUACGAUACUGCUGAGACGCAGGAGAAGGGAGUUAUCGAGACUGCUGCAGAGGCUGGCGUGCCGGAAAGUUUGCCGGUAGGCGACAGCGCUGUCGAAGAGACUACGAGUGGUGAACGAGUUAAUAAUGCGCGGUGA